AUGUCAUCAAGUAAUUUAGAACAAGUUACCAAAGAAGUCGAAAAAAUGGAAGUAAACCCAGCCGCUGUCGAAAAAAAGGAAAAGGCUCCAAAAGAAAAGAAAAAUAAUCCAAGAGCCUUAAAAACACCAAAAGGUACCCAAGAUUAUAAUCCAUCACAAAUGACAAUUCGUGAACAAGUAUUUGAUACCAUCAAACAAGUUUUUAAGAGACACGGUGCUGUUACAAUUGAAACACCAGUCUUUGAAUUAAAAGAUACUUUAACAGGUAAAUAUGGUGAAGAUUCAAAAUUAAUUUAUGACUUAGCAGAUCAAGGUGGUGAAAUUUGUUCAUUAAGAUAUGAUUUAACAGUACCAUUUGCUCGUUAUGUUGCAAUGAAUCGUGUUCAAAAUAUUAAAAGAUAUCAUAUCGCUCGUGUUUAUCGUCGUGAUAAUCCAGUUAUGACCAAAGGUCGUUUCAGAGAAUUUUAUCAAUGCGAUUUCGAUAUUGCCGGUGAAUAUGAUGUUAUGGUACCAGAUGCAGAAUGUCUUCGUAUUAUUUGUGAAAUUUUAGAUCAAGUUAAAGUUGGUAAAUAUGUUAUUAAAUUAAAUCACCGUAAACUUUUAGAUGCAAUUUUUGCAAUUUGUGGUGUUCCAGCUGAUAAAUUCCGUACAAUUUGUAGUGCAGUCGAUAAAUUAGAUAAAUCACCAUGGGAUGAAGUUCGUAAAGAAAUGGUUGAAGUUAAAGGUUUAGAUGGUGCUAUUGCUGAUAAAAUCGAAGAAUUUGUUAAACUUAGUGGUCCACCAUUCGAACUAUUAGAAAAACUUCGUACUAGCGGUAUGUGCGAUUCAAAUAAAGAUGCUGUUGAUGCUCUUGCCCAAUUAGAAACCCUCUUUGGUUAUCUCGAAGCUUUAGGUUGCACCGAACGUAUUUUAUUCGACUUAAGUCUUGCCCGUGGUCUUGACUAUUAUACCGGUAUCAUUUAUGAAGCCGUUCUUACUCAACAAGAUCGUGUCGGCUCUAUUGCUGCAGGUGGUCGUUACGAUGGUCUCGUCGGUAUGUAUGGUAAAAAAGAUGUUCCAGCUGUAGGUUUUUCAAUUGGUAUCGAACGUAUUUUCACCAUUUUAGAGGAAGAAUAUACCAAAAACAAAUUAAAGAUUAGAGAAAAUCAAACUCAAGUUUAUGUUGUUCAAAUGGAUAAAGAAUUAUUAAAGGAUCGUCUCAAGAUUUGUUCAGAACUUUGGAAUGCUGGUAUCAACGCUGAAUUUGCCUAUAAAGUUAAUCCAAAAGUUGCUCCACAAUUAAACAGUGCAAAUGAAAGUUUAACUCCAUUAACUAUUUUAAUCGGCAAAACUGAAAUUGAAACCAAUACCCUCUCUGUUAAGAAUAUGAAAGAUAGUAAACAAAUUUCAAUUCCACGUGAAAAUUUCACUGAAAAAAUUAAAGAAUUAUUAAAUAAUUUAAACUAA
Molecule: messenger RNA, 1446 nt
Organism: Dictyostelium purpureum
Lineage: Eukaryota; Evosea; Eumycetozoa; Dictyosteliales; Dictyosteliaceae
Product: histidine-tRNA ligase
Exons: 2
Coding region: 1-1446 (481 amino acids)
Biological process (GO): mitochondrial translation; histidyl-tRNA aminoacylation
Cellular component (GO): cytoplasm; mitochondrion
Molecular function (GO): ATP binding; histidine-tRNA ligase activity
Source: RefSeq, a predicted model, not a curated record